Propithecus coquereli (Coquerel's sifaka) is the source of this 711-nucleotide messenger RNA. RefSeq lists its product as uncharacterized. Lineage: Eukaryota; Metazoa; Chordata; Mammalia; Primates; Indriidae. The record is from RefSeq and is a predicted model, not a curated record.
AUGGAAACCGGAUUGGUUGCAAUGUGGCACAGACCUGGAACCUUCCUGAGAGAGGCUGGGGCAGGCAGUGACUGUUCAGACGUCCAGUGUCUUUGGGACACCUCUUCAGCGCUGUCUCCCCUGCCUUUAGGACGAGUCUCAAGCACCAGCCAACUCAAGGCACGUUGCCCCUCUCAGGUCUGCUGCGAAGGGACGGGAGGAAGACAGAGCUUUUCCCCUCUACUUCCAGUUUUUGUUUGUUUCUGAAAUACUUUGUUUCAAAUAUUGAUGGACAAUAAAACGAUACGGAUAUGUCCCCUCCUCGCGAAGAGCAAGCAAGCAAGCGCCCAGCAGCCCCCGACAAGCGUGCCUGCACUCCCGGGGACAAGCGGACGCGGCCGGGUUGAGACGGGAAGGAUGGCCCACAGUGGAAGGCGAGGGCCAGGGCUCGAGCUCUCAGCGCUCGCCAGCUUCGGACCAAGUAGCUUGAAACUUGCCUUUCCCCCUUGCGAGCUGUCGGGGCCCAGCGGUGGGCCGGUGGUGAUGCUUCAAACGUGGGAGGACAAAGUCCUGGGGACAAGAACCUACCGGGCGCCCAUAAGGUUCUACCAGGCGCGGCAAGACACUAAGACUGUGUUUCCUUCCUGCGUGGUGGCCGUUGGUUGUGCAUGGGCUGCGAAGAUUGGAUUUCUGAGAGGUCAAAGCUGCAGGAGAAAAACAGAAACAAAAUAA